GCCGUGUGGCGAGAGUGGAGAGAGAGAAUAGGAAAAGAGUGGAAAGCGUGGAGUGAAAAAAGGGCGCGGUGAAAUUUUUGGAAAAACGUAGGAAACACGUUAACGACUAGGCUAAGAACACGAAUUCAUGAUUUGAUUGUUGAAGAUUGGUACCAUCUUGAUCAUAGAACAGUAAAGAAAAGAUCUACAGAUCCUCAUAUUAAAUUUCAUGAAAUGUUGCUACGUGAUUAUAGAGUUCAAAAAGCAAAACAACAAAGAGUGAAGUCACGAAAGAAGAGAGACUUUAUAUCAAUACCAAAACAGCAAAAAACUCCAACUAUUUUUAAUGAUGAAAGAUGGCCUAUAAUGUGGUACUUAAAUCGGGGAAAAGGACUAGACAUGAAUGUACAAGAAGCUUGGGCUGAAGGAAUUACAGGUCGUAGUGUUGUCGUUACAAUUUUAGACGAUGGAUUGGAAAAAGAUCAUCCCGAUUUAAAAGAUAAUUACGAUCCACUAGCUAGUUAUGACGUAAACAAUCAUGACGAAGAUCCAAUGCCCAGAUACGAUCUUGCCGAUAGCAAUCGUCAUGGAACGAGAUGCGCAGGUGAAGUUGCUGCUACAGCAAACAAUUCUUUCUGCGCUGUUGGGGUAGCUUUUUCUGCACAAGUGGGAGGAGUCCGCAUGCUGGAUGGUGAUGUAACGGAUGCAGUCGAAGCCAGAUCUUUGAGUUUAAAUCCACAACAUAUUGAUAUUUAUAGUGCAUCUUGGGGUCCAGAUGACGAUGGAAAAACAGUCGAUGGACCAGGUGAAUUAGCUACAAGAGCUUUUAUUGAAGGAAUUACUAAGGGUCGAGGUGGUAAGGGGUCGAUCUUUAUUUGGGCGUCUGGCAAUGGUGGUAGAGAUUAUGACAAUUGCAAUUGUGAUGGGUACACUAACAGUAUUUGGACACUUUCUAUUAGUAGUGCAACAGAAAAUGGUUUUGUACCUUGGUAUAGUGAAAAAUGUUCAUCAACAUUAGCUACUACUUACAGCUCUGGGUUAUCAGGGGAAAAGCAGGUCAUAACUACUGACCUGCAUCAUCACUGCACGAGUAGUCAUACAGGAACAUCAGCAUCUGCACCAUUAGCUGCUGGCAUUUGUGCUCUGGCCCUGGAAGCGAAUAAAAAUUUAACAUGGAGAGACAUGCAGCAUAUUGUUGUUCAAACUGCAAAACCUUGGAAUUUAAAUUCUUCAGAUUGGGUCACAAACGGCAUUGGACGAAACGUUAGUCAUAGCUUUGGGUACGGAUUAAUGGAUGCGGCUGCAAUGGUACGAUUAGCUCGCAAGUGGAGGACGGUAGCUGAGCAACAUAACUGCGAAGUAUUGGCAUCUCAAGUAGGACGGUCAAUACCUCCAAAAAGUCAUUUAACUCUCAUGUUAGAUGUAAAAGAAUGCAGAGGAGUGAAUUUUUUAGAGCACGUUCAGGCUAAAGUGUCUCUGACGGCUUCAAGAAGGGGGGACUUGGAGAUUUAUUUGACUUCGCCACAAGGUACUAAAAGCAUUUUACUAGCAAAAAGGCCUCAUGACUUUUCAAAAGCUGGCUUUAACCAGUGGCCAUUUAUGUCUGUGCACACUUGGGGUGAGAGGCCUCAUGGUAUAUGGAAGUUGGAAAUUCAUAACGAAGGAAGAUACCUAGGUCGUGCAACACUUCAGGAAUGGGCUUUAAUUUUCUAUGGAACGACUACUCUGAAUGAUCGAAAAGACUAUCAACUUUUAAAUCCGUCUGUAAUCAAUAUAACACGUAGGCCAUUUAUGAAAUCCAGAGAUACAAAAUUUCUCAAGAAUCAAAAUUUUUUAUUAGGAAAUAUUCCGAGAGGUAAGCAUACCCAUCAGUACAAAUCUGAUAAAAUACAAGCGAGUGUGAAUUCGUCUUUUGGAAUUAACAGUUCGAGUCAAGUGCAAAGAAAAAGUAAAACUCGUGGUCGCAAUAAAAAUGUGAAAAUGGUCAAUAGGCCAACUGGUAAUCCUACUGUACAAACAUUACGAGGCUUGUCAAUUGCUUGUGGUCUCAAAACUGGAGGGGUACGACUGAACACUUCAAAAACUCGAUGUCAAAGUACUCCAAAUACAAUUAAAAAUACCACUGACAUUGUUCCGACAACAAAAUCGUGGACUUAUCGCCCAAUAUCUAAACCCAAAUCGACAGAUAUUGUGACCGUGUCUUCUAGACGACAAGGCCUUAUUUUAAUGGAACCAGCUAUAAAAUCUCCAACCAAUAAUGUACCAAAGGUGUUUCAACAAUAUCCGAAAAUCCAGCAACUAUAUCCCCUUUACCCAGUUUACGACAAGACAAUAAUCAUGGGUCAACAUGCUACCAGAGGAAAGGGUCUCGAUUUAUUACAAGACGAACAAUUUAACUCAAGAAAUCAUCAAUUUAACAAGGGUAUCCAAACAAUCUACUUAAAUGUGUCAGCAUGUUAUUUUUAG
Leptopilina boulardi is the source of this 2445-nucleotide messenger RNA. RefSeq names its product furin-like protease 1, isoforms 1/1-X/2. Lineage: Eukaryota; Metazoa; Arthropoda; Insecta; Hymenoptera; Figitidae. Gene Ontology annotation, molecular function: serine-type endopeptidase activity. Gene Ontology annotation, cellular component: Golgi membrane; trans-Golgi network. The record is from RefSeq and is a predicted model, not a curated record. The transcript has 10 exons. The coding region runs from base 214 to 2445 and encodes 743 amino acids. Gene Ontology annotation, biological process: peptide hormone processing.